CUAGUCCGUGUUUUUAUUAUAGAGAAUCAGGAGCAGCUCUGCUGCAGAAGUCUUCUGCUGCUGCUAGUAUCCACUUUCAAUAUGCAUCUCUAAAUCACUUUGACAACCACCCCAAGAUACACCACCAUGAGGGCUAUCUAACAAUGUUGUCCUCAGAAAAGAUCAUAUGUGAGAAUAUGGAGUCUGGAAGCUCCUCUCCCAGGAAAUCAUCGGGGUUGAAACUGUAUCAAUGCUGGGAGUGUGGACAGAGUUUUAAAGAAAGGCGUGCCUUUAAAACACACCAGCGCAUUCACACUGGAGAGAAACCGUAUCGGUGCUCAGAGUGUGGACAGGGUUUUAGAGAAAGUCGCGUCCUUAAAUCACACAAGCUCAUUCACACAGGAGAGAAACCAUUUCAAUGCCCAGAUUGUGGACAGAGUUUUAGAGAGAGAAUUACCCUCAUAACACACCAGCGCAUUCACACAGGAGAUAAACCGUAUCAGUGCUCAGACUGCAAAAAGAGUUUUACUACACAAAGUAAUCUCCUAAAACACCAACUCCUUCACACAGGUGUGAAACCUCAUUACUGCUCAGAUUGUGGGAAGACUUUUACUUCACCGAGUGAUCUCCAGAAUCACCAACGUGUUCACACUGGACUGAAACCGUAUUACUGCUCAGAAUGUGGGAAGAGUUUCAGAGUGAGUGGUGACCUCAAAAAACACCAGCGCAUUCACACUGGAGAGAAACCGUAUCAGUGCUCGGAAUGUGGACAGAAUUUUAGAGAGAAAGGUUCCCUCAGAGCACAUCAGCGCAUUCACACAGGAGAAAAACCGUAUCAGUGCUCAGAGUGCAGGAAGAGCUUUAGGACUUGCAGUGCCCUCAGAGUACACCAGCGCAUUCACACAGGAGAAAAGCCAUAUCAGUGCUCAGAGUGCGGCAAGAGUUUUAGAGAGAAUGGGGCCCUCAAAACACACCAGCGCAUUCACUCAAGAGAGAAACCUUAUAAAUGCUCAGAGUGCGGGAAGAACUUCCAACAUUCAAAUGUCAAGACACACAAAUGCAUUGAGAGGGAGAUAAAAACUUAAAUGUGUUUUUUUGUUUUGUUUUGUUAUGAAUUUAAAACUAUUUCAGGACUGCAGUUUUCAAGAUGAUGAAAUAGUGCUGGCCAGUUUCACUGUAUAUCACUGUAUUUUUAUUAUCAUUUUUAUAAUAAACACUUAAGCUUUAAAUUAAGGCUUUGAUUACUAUUGGGUUUACUUUGUCCCACAAAAUUACCAAAUAUAUUAAGGAAUCAGACCUUAUUAACAGAAAAACAGCUUAAGAAUUUAAACAAUAAACCUUAAUAGGCCAACAACUUUAACACGUCUUCCUUUACAAAGUGAAAUAUUUUAAAUUGUUCCAUAAACACUAUAAAUACUAUAAAACCUAAAAUACUCAAUGUUUAAGUAUUUAAAACAGAUAAUUCUUAAAAGCUCUAUUGGACAAGACACAAGUUUAAUAUCAAUUCACAAUAUGUUAUUCCUAAAGCCAUUAGAGGCAUUAUGGUAGCUACUAAAAUCGGACACAAUUCCCUUAUUUCUCCAAUUAACAAAUACAUUAAAUUCACUGUGCAUUAAAAUUUUCGUUUAAGCUACAGUAUUAAUAUAUUUAAAAGGGUCUCUUUUCUGAGUAAAUAAUUGAUGUUAGCUGUUGUUUUUCUAUUUUACUUGGAUAAAAACACAAAGUAAUAUUCUCAUUGAUCUCCAGGCAGAGCUAAGCUACCAUCUUUCCAGUAUGUUCUCUUGUUAUGCUAACUGGCUAGCGAUCUGUGCCAGUGUGCUUCAUUGGCGGUGCUGUUCUACACAGCGCUCCGCAGCGCCUCUAGUGGUAUUGCGGUAUGUGAAAACUACAUUUCGGAUGAAAUGGUAUACCAGCUAUCACUAUAAUGAAAUAUUGUUAAUAGUAAGUCUAAAACAUGAAAAUGUGUCAAAAUAUUUGAAUCACUAUGAUAUUACAGUUAAAGAAAAAAUGGACAUGAUGUUAUGUAUAGUGGCAUUACCUGAUGAGUUGGAUAGCAUUGGACCAUCAUUCCAAAGUAAUUGGAAAAUGCAUUGUUAAAAUUUUAUUUCGCUUUUGGUCUGCCCGAAUGUAUUUUAGCUUCUAAUGUAAAAUGUAACAUCUUUGCCCAAAUGCUACAUAUAAUGACUGUGUAAAAAUCCCAAAGAACAUUUUAACCAAACUUUACAAUCUGUGUUAGGCACAUAGACUGGUCACUGAUAUGAGUAUGCUUAUGUACAGUACUGUAUGUUUACUGUAAUUCAGUAUAAGAGUCUCUCAGGAUCUGGUGGGAUGAGUGAUUGUAUAAAAUGCUAAAGGGCCAAUAAAGGCAUUUAAUUGUAGAGACGUUGUAGAAAAGUUUUUUUUUAAUUAUCCACAAGAUGGCAGUGUGUGACAGUAACAGCUACUAAAAAGUGGCAGCAUAAUUUUUUUUUUAACACACUCUGCUGCAUCCCAAAGUGCACACAUCUACACUUGUGCUAACCAAAGUGCCCUUCUAUUCUAUAUUAAGACAAAUUGUCACGAUAUUUAAGUGUUUUAUUAUAGAUGUCAUGAUGUCAUAAUUUAUAAAAAUAAAGGUUUAUAAAUAAACUAAACAUAACACUAUACACAGAAAUGCUUUUAUUUUAAGUUUUGUUUUUCUCUCAGGCCAACCACUGACUUGUCCUUUUGACAGUAAUUUGACUGUCACUGGACUACAUGUUAGUGUGACACUCAGUUUAUGUCAUUGUCUCUUUUUGUUUGCUAAUUAUCAAUGAAAAAGGAUGCACCUUUAUAUGUUUCUGCUUUGGAAAUACGUAAUAAAGUGCAAUAAUGUAUGUACACUGUAUAUAU
Astyanax mexicanus (Mexican tetra) is the source of this 2850-nucleotide messenger RNA. Its product is annotated as gastrula zinc finger protein XlCGF7.1. The record is from RefSeq and is a predicted model, not a curated record. Bases 144 to 1064 code for a protein of 306 amino acids. Gene Ontology annotation, biological process: regulation of transcription by RNA polymerase II. Gene Ontology annotation, molecular function: RNA polymerase II cis-regulatory region sequence-specific DNA binding; DNA-binding transcription factor activity. Lineage: Eukaryota; Metazoa; Chordata; Actinopteri; Characiformes; Acestrorhamphidae. The transcript has 2 exons.